Messenger RNA from Doryrhamphus excisus (bluestripe pipefish), 1442 nucleotides. It is a transcript of the gene apmap, whose product is annotated as adipocyte plasma membrane associated protein. Gene Ontology annotation, cellular component: endomembrane system. Gene Ontology annotation, molecular function: arylesterase activity. Lineage: Eukaryota; Metazoa; Chordata; Actinopteri; Syngnathiformes; Syngnathidae. The record is from RefSeq and is a predicted model, not a curated record.
AGCUGGUCAGUGGGUCACCUGCGUCUUCCUGUUCCGUCUCCUCUGAACCAAAACAACUGGGCCGAACCGGGACAAGGCUCCGGUCCAGCAUGAAUGAGACGGCGGGGCUCCGGUUCCGUCGGCAGCAGCGAGCCCAAGUCAUCACCGACGAACUCCCGGAACACGUUCACAAGGGCUCCGGCACCUACAGUGGGCGGGUCUUUCAGGUGACUUUGCUGUCUGUGGGCGGAUUCCUGUUUCUUCCUCUGCUCGUCAUCAUCCUUAUCCUGGAGUCUCCCAUCCAGCCUGAAGUCCUCUUGCUGAAGGAGCCUCCGCUUAUGUCCGGAUGUUGGGAAGCAAACUUGAAGCUCCGACACGCUCAGAGGCUCUUUGAGGACCUCAUCGAGGGACCCGAGUCCAUUGCCAACAUUGGAGAUGUUUUCUUUAGUGGAACAGCUGAUGGGAGGAUUGUGAAACUGAUUGGUCGAAGGAUCCACACGGUGACCAGGCUGGGGAAACUGCCGUGUGAGGACGAGAUCACCUGCGGAAGACCGCUGGGGAUACGAGUGGGACCAAACGGGACUUUGUUUGUAGCCGAUGCCUACCUGGGCGUGUUCGAGGUCAACCCCACCACAGGCGAGUCCACACGGCUGGUGGCAGGCGGUCAGGUGGUUGCCGGCAGGAAGUUAAUGUUCAUCAAUGACCUGGCGGUGACGCAGGAUGCCAAGAAGGUCUACUUCACCUCCUCCAGCAGCAAGUGGCAGCGCAAGGAUUACUUGCAUCUCAUCAUGGAGGCCACGGCCGACGGACGAGUGUUGGAAUAUGACACAGAGAGUCGAGAGCUGAGCGUCGUCAUGGAGAACCUUCGCUUCCCCAACGGCAUCCAGCUGCUGCCUGACGAGGAGUCUGUCCUGGUGGCUGAGACCACCAUGGCCCGAAUACGCAGAGUCCAUGUGGCGGGUCUAAACAAAGGUGGCAUGGACACAUUCAUGGAUAAUCUACCUGGUUUCCCUGACAACAUCCGGCCCAGCUCCAGCGGCGGCUACUGGGUGGCCAUGUCUGCAGUGCGUCCCAACCCUGGUUUCUCCAUGUUGGACUUCCUGUCUCAGAGACCCUGGAUCAAGAAGUUACUCUUCAAGAUCUUCAGCCAGGAAGUGCUAAUGAAGUUUGUCCCGCGUUACAGCCUUGUGGCAGAGCUCCACGAUGGCGGAGUCUGCUCUCGGAGCUUCCACGACCCAAACGGGCUGGUUGCGGCUUACAUCAGUGAGGUCCAUGAGCAUGACGGGAGUCUAUACCUGGGCUCCUUCCGUUCUCCGUACGUGGCUAAACUGGAACUUCAGCACGUCUAGCGUGUGACUGAGUGGAAACUGUGCUGUGAAAAUUGGUUUCAUUUUGGUUCGAGCAACCACAGAUCAUCUUCCUUUGUGUUGCAUGAAAAAGAAAGUAAAACAAAUGGAAACAUA